UGGACUCACAUACUAUCCUUCUAUGAUACAGGAAUACUGCUUUACACAAGACAUCUACUGGAGCCUCUCAAGAACCCUGGUGUCUCACAUCAUGUACUGUCCCACGAGGUGACCCUCCACAGUACAUCAUCUCGCUUAUGUCACUAUCGAUUGAAUCUCGAGGUCGUUCUAGAGCCAUUUGAACAACCAACGCUUGCUCUUGGCCGCGGAAGCGGCAGGUGUUUCAGAGGGGCCCGAAUCAGUCUUGACAGUCUCGCGAUCUUUUGCUGCAAAGCGUCGCUUGUACUCCGCAGGGCUUUCAGCGAGGAUGCCGUUUACCCACAUUCCACGACGAGCCGCUCUGCAUAUUCCAUUUUUUGAGGAUGUGGAGUACUCGUGAGGAAGAUGAUGCACCUCGCUUCAGCUUCCACUCGCAAGAACUCUUCCUUGCCCCAUUUGCCGUAUUCAGCGCCAGCCUGCAGCAGUGAGCUCAUGUGCACUUUCCGUCACGGGCACGCCGACCUGUUCCCUACUCCCGGCCAAAAAUCGCGGCGGAAGCACAACAAGAGCCACCUGAUCUCUAUUGCCAUUCAGUGACUGGGAUAUGGCAGUGUGAACGCACGACACGAGAAUACUGAUCUCUCCGUAGCAGUUGGCAAUACACGGUCCUUCCCAGCACAGCAUGCCGCAACCAAGCAAGGCUUUCUUCAAAGAACGGUUGAGAUGGUCGACCGAAAUGAGCCCCCUUCAGGUAGUGAGUGGGGGUGGUCAAAUAGGCGAUGGAGGUAGACCUCUGGAGCGUCCACUCCAGCAAUACGGAUGUGCAGCGUCUUGUCCUUCAAGCCUAAAUGGCA
Messenger RNA from Mycena citricolor, 833 nucleotides. The record is from the annotation of a GenBank genome assembly. Lineage: Eukaryota; Fungi; Basidiomycota; Agaricomycetes; Agaricales; Mycenaceae.